Molecule: messenger RNA, 591 nt
Organism: Sclerotinia sclerotiorum 1980 UF-70
Lineage: Eukaryota; Fungi; Ascomycota; Leotiomycetes; Helotiales; Sclerotiniaceae
Exons: 3
Coding region: 1-591 (196 amino acids)
Biological process (GO): protein import into nucleus
Cellular component (GO): nucleus
Molecular function (GO): small GTPase binding; guanyl-nucleotide exchange factor activity
Source: RefSeq, a predicted model, not a curated record
AUGACUACAUAUACAUCCACACCUCUCUUCGGGGGCGCCCUCAUAGUUGAUCUCCCCUCUACAUUCGCCGACGUCAGUACAAUAAGACAAGUUCCCGAUCAUCAAGAAGUCUAUUUGGAUAAAGAUGGCUUCACAAGUAUCAUCUUCGAUAUCACAGAGCGAGUAGGAACAGCAGGUUCCAGCCCGGCGACCGAUGGAGCGGCUAUGACGACUCAUUUGGAAGAUAUCGUGGAUUCGGAUCUUGAUACUGUAAAAGUAUGGUCGAUUACCGAUACGAAGUUUACCAAAUUACCAGAAGGCAUACCAGCCUACACUCUAAUUGCAACUCAAACGCCACCACACGAUCCUAAUUCCCAUGCCUCGGCUCCGGAUUUCACAGCAAUAGUACUCAAUCUGAUUCGUUUGGAGCGGGAGAGUACGGAUAUUUUGGUCACGAUUAAUGUUCCACAUAUUAAAGGUGAAUAUUCGGCUGAUGAUGUAGAUUUGCAAUUGGGGAAACAGGGAAAGUUGAUUGAGAAUGCGGUGGAACAUGCGGCGAAGAUUUGGGAGACGUUUAAGAUUAAGGAUUGGGGGCUUUUUGAUGAGGUUUAG